GAGCUCUCUGUCCGUCCCACGACCAGACGGUCAGUGGAUGUCCGCCGCGAGAUGGCGCCAGCAGCCGCCGUGGUCGCGUGGAUGCUCCUCCACCUGCUGUCCACGGGGGUCGAAGCCCGCACCGGCGUCUGCACCCGCAAAGAGUCGCGACAAGUGCCCUACACGUACACCGGGUACUCAGGACGGACCUACGUGUAUUACGAGAAGUGCUGGUGGGUGUUCGGGUCGUGCACAAAGUACGGCUACCGCACGUACUCCUACACGCGCUACGCGAACUACUUGGUGUACUCGGAGAAGAGCUUCUGCUGUUCCGGCUACGAGGGGAACCCCGACCUGUGGGGCUGCGACCCCGUCUGUCCAGGAGGCUGUGGGCCCAGGGAGGAGUGCAGCCAACCAUACAGUUGCACGUGCAAGGCUGGCUACGCGCGAACCAACGGGACGUGCCGGUCACCCUGCGAAGUCCGCGGCUGCGAACACGGCUCGUGUACCGACCUGAACACCUGCACGUGCGACGCGGGAUACGAGAAGCCAGGUGAGGCAGAAGCUGAGAACAAACCUGUUGUGUGUCGGCCGGUCUGCAGCUCGGGAUGUGUGAACGCAGACUGCGUUGCGCCGGACACCUGUAGCUGCCUGCCCGGAUACAGUGACCAUGGGCCACUACCAUCGCACAGGGGGUCACCACUAGAAGCCAGUUACCAGCUCUCACCGAAGGCGCCGUACAAGAACACUUGCUGGCCAACGUGUCACCACGGUUGCCAGAAUGGCUACUGUGUCCUGCCGGAGACCUGCACCUGUCUGGACGGUUACGAAAUGGUCCCGGGAGACGGUACCCGUUCCAGGUGCCUCCCAGUCUGCUCGACGCCGUGUACCAACGCCAACUGUACAGCCCCAGACACCUGCACCUGUUUCGUUGGCUACGAGAGGGACCCCGAAGACCUCUCUGGGGCUACCUGCGUCCCUGUCUGCCCAGACCCCUGUGUGAAUGCCGAGUGCACUGCCCCCGCGACGUGUACUUGUUUGGACGGCUACCAGAAGGAUCCCGAGGGCGCGACCAACUACAUCUGCACUCCCAUUUGCUCCAAUCCGUGCACUAACGCCAACUGUACAGCCCCAGACACCUGCACCUGUUUCGUUGGCUACGAGAGGGACCCCAAAGACCUCUCUGGGGCUACCUGCGUCCCUGUCUGCCCAGACCCCUGUGUGAAUGCCGAGUGCACUGCCCCCGCGACGUGUACUUGUUUGGACGGCUACCAGAAGGAUCCCGAGGGCGCGACCAACUACAUCUGCACUCCCAUUUGCUCCAAUCCGUGCACUAACGCCAACUGUACAGCCCCAGACACCUGCACCUGUUUCGUUGGCUACGAGAGGGACCCCGAAGACCUCUCUGGGGCUACCUGCGUCCCUGUCUGCCCGGACCCCUGUGUGAAUGCCGAGUGCACUGCCCCCGCGACGUGUACUUGUUUGGACGGCUACCAGAAGGAUCCCGAGGGCGCGACCAACUACAUCUGCACUCCCAUUUGCUCCAAUCCGUGCACUAACGCCAACUGUACAGCCCCAGACACCUGCACCUGUUUCGUUGGCUACGAGAGGGACCCCAAAGACCUCUCUGGGGCUACCUGCGUCCCUGUCUGCCCAGACCCCUGUGUGAAUGCCGAGUGCACUGCCCCCGCGACGUGUACUUGUUUGGACGGCUACCAGAAGGAUCCCGAGGGCGCGACCAACUACAUCUGCACUCCCAUUUGCUCCAAUCCGUGCACUAACGCCAACUGUACAGCCCCAGACACCUGCACCUGUUUCGUUGGCUACGAGAGGGACCCCGAAGACCCGUCUGGGUCUACCUGCGUCCCUGUCUGCCCAGACCCCUGUGUGAAUGCCGAGUGCACUGCCCCCGCGACGUGUACUUGUUUGGACGGCUACCAGAAGGAUCCCGAGGGCGCGACCAACUACAUCUGCACUCCCAUUUGCUCCAAUCCGUGCACUAACGCCAACUGCACAGCCCCAGACACCUGCACCUGUUUCGCUGGCUACGAGAGGGAUCUCGAAGACCUGUCUGGGGCUACCUGUGUCCCCGUCUGCCCGGACCCCUGUGUGAAUGCCGAAUGCAUGGCCCCGGCGACCUGCACUUGUUUAGAAGGCUACCAGAAGGAUCCCGAGGAAGCGACCACCUGCACUCCCAUUUGCUUCAAUCCUUGCACUAACGCCAACUGCACAGCCCCAGACACCUGCAGCUGCCUCGCUGGCUACGAGAGGGACCCCGAAGACCUGUCGGGGGCUACCUGCAUCCCCAUCUGCCCGGACCCCUGUGUGAAUGCCGAGUGCACGGCUCCGGCGACUUGCACUUGUUUGGACGGCUACCAGAAAGAUCCCGACGACGCGACCAACUCCACCUGCACUCCCAUUUGCUCCACUCCGUGCACUAACGCCAACUGUACAGACCCUGACAUCUGCACUUGUUUCGACGGCUACGAGGUGGACAUCGAGGACCUGUCCGGUUCCACCUGCCUCCCCAUUUGCUCCAAUCCGUGCACCAACGCCAACUGUACAGAGCCCGAGAUUUGUACCUGCUUCGAGGGCUACGAGCUGGAUCUGGAAGAUGCGACCGCGUCCACGUGCCUGCCCGUUUGCUCGUUUCCCUGCGUGAACGCAAACUGCACGGAACCGGAAACGUGCACCUGCUGGGACGGCUAUGAAGCCGAUCCGGACGACUCUUUCAACUCUACAUGCGUACCCUUGUGCCCCGACGGCUGCACCAACGCCAACUGCUCUGCGCCGUGGACGUGCACGUGUCUGGAAGGGUACGAGAUGGACCCUGGUGACGAGACAAAUUCCACGUGUCUUCCUGUCUGCUCCAACGGCUGCGUCAACGGCAACUGCACCAAGCCGGGGGUUUGCACGUGCUUCGAUGGCUUCAGAAUGCUUCCAGGCGAUGAGACCAAGUCCGUUUGCUACAACAUCGCACACAUGUCAUGGAUGAUAGGAGGAGGGGCGGGUGCAGCGGCGCUGCUGGUCCUGAUGUCGACUACGUCCAUCGUAGUGUGCUGUUUCCUGCGGAGAAGACGCAGCUACGUCGCCAAAGGGGACGGUGUUUUUCUGAAUCCGUCCUUCGGUAUUUUCGAGCCGGCAUCAGAGGUCGACGACCUACUGGACGAUAUGCGGAAGGAAGAAAUCGAGGAACAGACCAGACACCGGAUUCUGAGCCAAUCACCCGACGGGCGGCUUGAGUUUUUGUAGAAAUCGAAGGCUUUGUAAUUAAAUGUAAAUAAAAUGAAAUAUAAAUGUUGCCAGUGGAUCUUGUUUACUAACGAUAACUGGUUUCGGUAAACAGAGCUACCAUCAUAUAAUCUGUAAAUAGUGUACAGAAAGUGUAAAGCAAAUUACGUUAUAAGAAUAGCGUCAAAUGCC
Schistocerca piceifrons (Central American locust) is the source of this 3402-nucleotide messenger RNA. RefSeq names its product multiple epidermal growth factor-like domains protein 11. The record is from RefSeq and is a predicted model, not a curated record. Lineage: Eukaryota; Metazoa; Arthropoda; Insecta; Orthoptera; Acrididae. The transcript has 8 exons. Gene Ontology annotation, molecular function: protein binding. The coding region runs from base 52 to 3231 and encodes 1059 amino acids.